Schizosaccharomyces octosporus yFS286 is the source of this 5261-nucleotide messenger RNA. Its product is annotated as PPR repeat protein. The coding region runs from base 1285 to 5049 and encodes 1254 amino acids. Lineage: Eukaryota; Fungi; Ascomycota; Schizosaccharomycetes; Schizosaccharomycetales; Schizosaccharomycetaceae. The record is from RefSeq and is a predicted model, not a curated record. The transcript has a single exon. Gene Ontology annotation, molecular function: protein binding.
AAGCAUUUCUCGUAACUUUAGACCUUUUUCUUCACGAAAUUUCAUUCGCAUUUAUUACAACAAUCAAAAUAAACAAAAGAAAAAAGGAAUUCUUUUGUUUUUUGUUUUGUUUGUUUUCUCAAAGAGAAAAAAAAAAGCAAGAAAUCUGAAAAGUCAUUUUCAAAUUCGAUUUUUGAAAGAUUUUUAGACUUGCUUUGGUUUGUUUUGUGUUGUCAAUAUACACGUACACAAUUAUAAAUAUCACAUUUCCUUUCGUUGCUUUUCCUAUUCUCUAUUUUCUACGCAUAACUUGUAAAUAAAGGAUUAAAGCGAUUUUAUUAGAUAUUUGAUCUGAUUUCCCUUUUUUGUUUUGGUGGAUUUCCUAUAGAAAGACAUUGCUCUUUUCUUCCUUUUGAUUUUGAUAUUUUUUUUACCUUCUUUUUUUUUUUUAUUGUUGCCUCUUUAUUGCGCUGACAAACGUUUGGACCGAUUGUUCAUCGUUGUUGAUUUGAUUGAAUUGUAAUUCCAUCGGCUUUGUUUUGAUCGUUUGAUUUAUCUUUGGGUGGUUUGAUUUUCAGUUUCAUUCUUUUGUUUUGUUUUGUUUUGUUUUACUUUUCUUUUUCCUUUAAAUUCACUUCAACACUGUCGUUUUUGUCUUUCUAUUGUGUUCGGUGUUGUCGUUGUUGUUUUCUUAAACCUUCCUAUUCCCUUCUCUUUCGAAUAGAAUAACUAGGAGUCGUUGAUCUUUUCCUGUUUUUUGUUUUUCUUUUACAUUCUUCUUUAUUCCUUUUUCUUUUUGCUUUGCUCUUAAAAGCUUCGAAAAAGGUUCCCUUCUAUUUUUUCGAUUCUCUUGUUUAGCUAUUCCAUCUUCUCAGGCUACUGGACGAGUUUGUUUUACGAAUACAAUUUACAUACUUCUUGUCUUGCCUUCUAUCCUGUUUGCAAUCGUUCGUUCUCUAUUGCCAUUUCGUCGUUUUCCUUGGAUAGAUUGCUUUGCUCCUCUUUUGAUAUAGCUUAUUUAUUUUGUUUGUUGUCCUUUUUCUUUUCUUAUUCUAUUCCUAUUCUUCUACCCUUUCUCUCUUCUCACUUAUUCUUGUUUUCCUUUUUUUUUGGUGAUUCUUUGACCCUGUUUUGGUUUUCUGGAUUUCUUGUCUCUUGAAUCCUUUCUCAGUGUUUUUGUUUUAUUUUCUUCCUUUUUACUCUGUUCAGUUUCCAUUUCCUUUUUUGUUGUAUUUUUAUCUCUGUUCUUCUUUGUUUCGUUUGGUUUGUAACAACAACUACCCUUCUCUUUCGUUGUUUGUCAAUAUGGUGUAUACAAAGGCUUGGUUUUUACAAAAUAUUGCUCGACAAACCUUGGGCAAAAAUGUUGCUGUUCAUCGUCCUCCAUUAAAAUUAUCUAAUAUGACAAAUUGGAUCCAACAGCAGCAAGCUCAAGCAAAUCUUUCUACCUCUUCCUCUUCUAAACAAAACCUUCCUGAAUACUAUUACGUUUCCGAGGAAGAUAUGUUGUCCUUUGAACGUGGAUUCCCAAUUAGCAUCCGUGAUCCUCCUCUCUCUGAUCCAAAACAGACUAUAUCUUCUCAAAACCAUUCUAAAUAUUUUGAUGCCAAUGGUAUUUCUCACCUUUCUCUUCUUCCCACUUCGCUUCCUAAUGCAUCUGAACCUCUAACGCCUGAGGAAUUAUUCAAUACCCCUAAUGAACUUUCUUCAUCUACCUCCCCUCUUUCUCUAGAGACGCCGUCUGCCCUGACUAGUCCUUCUUUAGAUCAAUCCUGCCCUCCUUCUUUAGAGUCUUCCUUUGUUUCUCUACCUCCCAGCUCCUUUUCGUCUUCAGAAAAUUUCGUUUCUUUCUUGCAGCGUCUCGCUCACAGUGAUCUCUCUAUACACACCUUUGAACUUUACAAGAUUGCUUGUGAUUCACCUGGGGUUCUCAACCUACAUGCAUACAAUACUAUCCUUGAAUGCAUGGCUAAUAAUGAUUAUUAUAUUACUUCCUCGAAGAAUAUGCAAAAAGUUGUUCGAGUUUAUGUAGACAUGCUGAAUUGCUUUUUUGUUCCUGACGCUAAAACUUUCGAAACGGUUAUCACUGCUUUGUGUCGACGUGCAAAAGUCAUCGAAGAUCGAACCAAGUUUCUCGUUAGUCGUACCUCUUUGGCCCAACCUCAUAUCGUUAAAGAUUUACAAACUGAGCUGUCGGACUUACGCUCUGAGAUGCCCUUACAGACUGCUGUUUUCAUGUACACUUCGAGCUUGAUAAACCACGGCAUCUCUUACUCCAGUUCUUUCUAUGCCUAUUUCAUUGACUCCAUUGCUCGUUACGGAACUUCUAGCCAGUUGAAAUCUUUACUCGAAAACAUUCCUUUCGAGUCCAUUCAAGCUGACAGCCAUCCAAAAUUACUUCCAGCUCUCAUCCGUGCAUUCGGAAAAGCAAAGAGGCUAGAAGUUUGCUUCCAGCUUUUACAGACUUACAAGUUGUCUGAUCCCACUAGUAAUUCGGAUAAUACGAAUGUCGAUUCCUGGGAAGCCCUUAUGGAGUCGUAUUUCGAGACAAAUCACUCAGGCCAAGCAAUUCAACUCAUGGAGUCUUUCUUUAAAUAUACGGCUCAUGAACAAACAAUCCCUUGCACUGUUGUCAAUUGUUUUCUUAACAGACUAUCGCAAUUAGGUGAUUAUAAAGAGGCUGCCUACUGGCUUGAUUUAGCCUUGGUUAAAAUCGAUACCUAUCAGAAGGAUUCUUCCAUCCUUUCUUCCAUCUUGGAAGCGGCUUGUAAAGCAAAGGAUGUAGAGUUUUCAAUAGCUUUUGUUCGAAAAUUUACGCUUGCUGCAUUUAUGGAAGAACACAAGGUACUUCUGCAAUAUCUGCAAUUAUUGGUUUCCACCAAUAAUAUUGAAAUUUUGAGAUUACAUGUCUACCCUGUAAUCAAUUCGGUUUCGUUAUAUACAAAUUUCAACUUUUCUACUAUUUACAAAGCAUUUAUUGAUAAUGGACAUGUUAGUCUUGCUUUACGCUUACUUAAAAAGCAUGUAGAACCAAGAGCCGCGACUCCUAGUAACAUUCCUUCUGUGAAUACAGCAGCUUUACAAUUGUCAAUCUUGAAUGGUUUUUGGGAUGUUUUACCAAAGUCACUUCAAAAUGAUUCUGAGGUUUUGCUUCAAUUGCUAUAUAUCUUGGAAAGUCAAGUUAAUUUUCCUCAGGUUGAGUUUAUUGCUCCUUUACUUCAUACAGCAGUGCAGAGCAUCAACAAGUCUACCCUGGAUCUAAACUCAUUUUCACCUCGGGCAUUUGGAUAUCUUCUUGAGUAUGCAGCUUUUAAUGUCGUCCAAACUGAAGGAUCUCUUUCUAGCAAGCGUGACUUGAAGGAUUUAUUACGAGUAUUCUCCGGUAAAAAAUAUCCUGCCACAUUCAAGAAUGUUCAUAUCUUGCUUCGAUCUUUCUCUUAUUUGAGAGAUGAUGAGCGCUUGGUUGAGCUCGUACGUGAUAAUAUCGUCUCUGAAGCCGUCAUCGGGUUUUCCACCGAUAAUAAAGGUCGAAAAAUUUUGGCAGACAUUUCCCAAGUUUGCUAUUUCUUUGAUCACUUCCACUUCAUUGAUCAUGAAGUCAAUUCCAAUGUGUCAAAGAUGAUAUCGGGUACUGCAUCCGAACGGAUUGAUGCCAACUUGUUGUUUUUCCAAUUUGGAAAACUAAUUGAAAAUGACAAAUUUUUACACCCUGAAGCUUAUCCCUCUUUGAUUUCAGCCUUGAGUAAACACAAGCAAUUCGGAGCUGUUCAUCGCGUAUUCGAACAUGCAAAAUUGUUUUAUCGAAAGAUACGUGCUUCAUCUUCCGAGAAGGCCAAUUGGUUCAUGGCUUUAGUAUUGGACUCAAUGGUGUUAUCAUCCUCUUUUUCCCGUGACUUUAAGGGUUCAACUUUGUACUGUGACCAAAUGAAAUCCAUAGGUUAUAUUCCUCGAGCAUCUACUUUUGCACAUCUGAUCAACAACUCCACGAAACGUGGAGAUACCGAUGAUGCUACAACCGCUUUGAAGAUUUUUGAGGAAACUAAACGUCAUAACGUAAAGCCUUCUGUUUUUCUUUACAAUGCUGUUUUAUCCAAACUAGGUCGUGCUCGCCGUACCACCGAAUGCUGGAAGCUUUUCCAAGAAAUGAAAGAAUUUGGACUUCUUCCUACUAGCGUAACUUACGGAACAGUCAUAAAUGCUGCUUGUCGAAUAGGUGAUGAAGCUUUAGCCGAAAAGUUGUUCUGUGAAAUGGAAAACCAGUCCAACUAUCAACCUCGUGUAGCACCUUAUAAUACCAUGAUCCAGUUUGAAGUACAAACUAUGUAUAACAGAGAGAAGGCAUUAUACUAUUACAAUCGAUUGUGCUCAACUGAAAUACAGCCUUCCCCUCAUACAUACAAAUUGCUCAUGGAUGCAUAUGGUAUGCUUGAACCUGUUGAUGUAACAUCAGUUGAAGCUAUAUUAGAGCUUAUGGAGCAAACUGGUGUAAAGGUUCUUCCAAUGCACUAUGCAGCCUACAUCCAUAUACUUGGUAUUGUGAUGUCUGAUGUUCAAGCUGCUAACAAGUGCUAUCUUAUUGCGCUUGCAAAACACGAAGCUGGGGAGAUUCGUUUGGAUGCCAACCUUUUCCAGUCUCAAAUAGAAUCUUUAAUUGCGAAUGAUCGUAUCAUUGAAAGAGUUCAGAUCGUUUCCGACAUGAAAAAAUAUGGUGUUUCUUUGAAUGCUUACAUUGUAAAUGCUCUGAUUAAGGGUUUUACGAAAGUAGGCAUGAUUAGUAAAGCCAGAUACUAUUUUGAUCUUUUGGACUGUGAUGGCAUGUCGGGUAAAGAACCUAGUACCUAUGAGAAUAUGGUUCGUGCAUAUCUGAGCGUAAACAACGCAGAAGAAGCUGUUGAAAUUGUUGAGCAGCUAAAGCGUAAGCGUUAUCCAGCUCCUGUUGUAAAUAGAAUUUCCUCUCUUGUGAACAAUUAUAUGUUACAGAAACCUAAGCGAAGAACAAAUAGCUACAAGCCUUAUUUGCAAUCCGUCUCAAGUGAGAGAGAUUUGACGCCAUGCAGUCAGAUGGCAUAGACAUUUUUAAUUCUGAUAUCCGGGAUUGUUAUUUAUCAUUGGUUUUUUUCUUUCUUUUUGUUUUGUUGAUGUAUACUCUUUAUUGUUUAAGCACGCGAAAGCUCUGUUUAUCUAUUUAAUUAUUCACACUUAGACUCCCUUUUAGACUUUUAGACUUUAUAGAUUUUUAGAUAUGAAAAAAAAAAUAGGCAUAUCAACUUUCCCUUCUAUUU